Molecule: messenger RNA, 2013 nt
Organism: Amblyraja radiata (thorny skate)
Lineage: Eukaryota; Metazoa; Chordata; Chondrichthyes; Rajiformes; Rajidae
Gene: dntt
Product: deoxynucleotidyltransferase, terminal
Exons: 11
Coding region: 1-1578 (525 amino acids)
Biological process (GO): double-strand break repair via nonhomologous end joining
Cellular component (GO): nucleus
Molecular function (GO): DNA nucleotidylexotransferase activity; DNA binding; DNA-directed DNA polymerase activity
Source: RefSeq, a predicted model, not a curated record
AUGAGCUCAGUCGAGAAACUGGGAAGUUUGGGAAUCACACCCAAGAGGAGAAAGCAGAAAGAGGAAGAACUUUGUGGUUCGCACUGUCAAUAUGAAAUAAGGUUUCAAGAUCUGCUCAUAUAUGUUGUGGAAAGAAAAAUGGGAUCGAGCAGAAGAAUGUUUCUGAUGGAUUUAGCACGUAAGAAAGGAUUCAGAGUCGCUGAUAUCAUGAGUGAUUCAGUCACACAUAUUGUAACUGAGAAUAACUCCUGGAAUGAGAUUUGCGACUGGAUUCAAACCCAGAAGAUGUCAGAUGCCGACAAGUUGAAUUUACUUGAUAUCUCCUGGUUUACAGAUAGUAUGGGUGCUGGAAAACCUGUGGACAUAGAGGAACGGCAUAGAGUGCAGGUGCAGAAGACACAACCGCUUCAGUCAGAUGUACCAUCAGCAUCAUCAGUCACAUACGUUUCUAAAUAUGCGUGUCAGAGGAAAUCAACUCUCGACAACAAAAACAAGAUUUUUACGGAUACAUUGGAGGUUUUGGCAGAAAACUGCGAGUUCGAUGAAAACGCUGGCUCCUUUGUGGCGUAUUCACGGGCAGCAUCAAUGUUAAAAUCACUUCCUUAUCCAAUAACUGGAAUGAAUGACCUGGAGGGACUGCCUUGUAUUGGAGACCAAACAAGAGUUAUAAUUGAGGAACUUCUGGAAGAAGGAGUUUGCUCCAAGGUUGAAAGUUUGUUAUGCGAUGAGAAGUAUAAAGCAAGAAAGCUAUUCACCAGUGUCUUUGGUGUUGGUGUGAAGACAGCUGACAAGUGGUAUGGACUAGGCUUUCGGACUUUGGAGGAAAUAAAAGCAACAAAGGAUAUCACGUUUACCAAAAUGCAGAGGGCAGGGUUCUUGUACUAUGAAGAUAUCCUACAAGCUGUAAGAAAAGCAGAAGCUGAAGCAGUGGUUCAAAUAAUCGGAGAUAUUGUCAAUCAAUGUACUCCUGAUGCCAAGGUGACUUUAACAGGAGGAUUUAGAAGAGGUAAAGAGGUUGGCCAUGACGUAGACCUUCUGAUCAGCUGCCUAGAGGAAGGAAAUGAAGAAGGUCUCCUUCACAAAGCCAUCAGUAAGCUAGACCGUCAGGGCUUGCUUCUGUUCCGUGAUGUUGUGGAGGCCACUAUGGAAAAGAGACAGCUACCCAGCAGAAAAUAUGAUGCCAUGGAUCAUUUCCAAAAAUGCUUUCUCAUUCUAAAAUUAGACAAAGGACUUGUGGACAAGAGAGACCACGGCCUGGCCUCGGGGUCUGCAGUGAGACUGACUGAUAAGGGAACAGAAGACGAAAACAAGACGAUGAUUAAAGGCUGGAAGGCUAUCCGUGUCGAUCUGGUUAUUGUGCUCCCUCAGCAGUUUGCCUACGCACUGUUAGGAUGGAGUGGUUCGAGACAAUUUGAACGCGAUUUAAGAAGAUAUUGCAGCCAAGAGAAAAGGAUGUUACUCGACAACCAUGGUCUCUAUGAUAGAAAUACGGGGGUAUUUCUUAAAGCCGAGACUGAGGAAGAAAUCUUUGCUCACCUGGGCUUGGAAUACAUUGAACCACAGGAAAGAAAUGCAUAACUUCAAGAAAUAAAAAGUGCCCUUUCAAAGAAAUUCAUUCCGAAAGAAAUUCUGACAGAGGAAAAAUAAUGUUUUUUUAUAUAAUUUGACAUUAAUACACAUUGGUCUGUAUAAAGCUAAUACAACAUUAAAUGUCAAACUUGAGUUGUGAACUGUCCUCUCAUGUCCAGCAGCAGGAUGUGGCAAUACCUAAAUUGCAGAUGAAACUAUUUUAUGGGAAGCUUCACAACUGCUUAAUGUACCUUUAAAGUGAUGGAGAUGUAAUGUUGUACACAGUCGUAUGGGCGACCUAUACCUCAAUGCCAUUCUCCCUCAUAUUGAUCUUUAAUUUUUUAUUUACUUUGCUUAGAAAGCACUAGAUCCCAGAUGUAAGCAAUUUUACUGCCCCAUCAUUUACAGCCUUAUGGAAGUCAUAAGGCCAUAAGAAAUAGGAGU